GCCCGAUAGUAAGGGAAGCGCGCGCUCUCAGAUUCUCUCCAUCCGGGUCUCUAUGCUUUUGAGACUUGUCGGUGCUGCGGGUCGGUAAAAGAAGGCGGGAAUGGCGACUGUAGAAGCAGCGGAGGAACUGAGAAGAGACUGUUUUUAAAUAAUGAAAAAUACAUAAGAUCACGAAAAAGACAGUGGAAAAGGGAACCUGUGCUACAACCCUUACGUAAUCAACCACCUGGGUUCGGUCCCUGAGCUGCUUGACCGGGAAAGAAGGUUCCUAUUUAGCGAGCCAGGCCAAGCACCACUGCGAAGCGAUUCCUAGUACUGCACAGGGACCAGAGAGACAGCCAUCAAUUACACAUAGUGCUGGGUGAUGAAAUCUGGAUUCACCACUACAGUCUAGAGUCAAAAGCCCAGUCAAUGAGGAUGGAGAGGUUGACCCCACACUCCUUUUUCAUGUGACGCUUAAAAAGAUGAGGCUGAGAAUGCGGAAGGCUUCUCAGCAGUCAGCUCCAGUAAAUGUACAGCGCACACCAAGAACCAAACGGAAACAUUCAGAAGUUGAGGAGUGUGUGCAAGUAACAGGAGGAAAACCACAGAAAAAUGAAACUGGCUUGCUUUCUUCAAUCAAAAAAUUAAUCAGGGGAAAUGCCAAGACAGAGCAAGAAAAUCCUCCAAAAAAAAGCAGAAUUGAGUGUGAUUUAGAUAGCAACUUAAUAUCAUCAACACCUCAGACUGGUGACUUGCCUAAUAAACACCUGUCCAGGGUUAGACGGAAAAGCCCUAUCAAUGGAGAAGCCACCAAUCACAAUACAAACAAACACGUAAAGCCUAACGGAAAGCUAGAAGAUCCCGCUGACACAACUGGUAGUCCUCAAAGGACAACGUUGCUGGGAACCAUCUUUUCACCUGUGUUUAAUUUUUUUUCACCAGCAAACAAAAAUGGAACCUCAGGUUCCGAUUCUCCAGGACAAGCCGUUGAGGCUGAAGAAAUUGUUAAACAAUUGGAUAUGGAACAGGUAGAGGAGAUGCCUACAAGUACUGCAACCUCUACUGAAGAUGUGGCUUACCAGGAUAUCCCAAUUCGUUCCUCUACAGAGAAUGGCUCAGAAGAGGGAGAAAUUACAUCAGAUGGUGACCUUCCACCAUUAACAGCUCCAGGGUCAGUCCAAGACAGUGGCUAUUCUGAAGCAUCUGCUGCACCUCCCGAAGGAACGUAUGAGGAAGAUUGGGAGGUUUUUGACCCGUACUAUUUUAUCAAGCAUGUCCCACCUUUGACAGAAGAACAGCUAAAUCGGAAACCAGCCCUUCCUUUGAAGACACGAAGCACACCAGAGUUCUCACUGGUUUUGGACCUGGAUGAAACUUUAGUGCAUUGCAGCCUGAAUGAGUUGGAGGAUGCAGCACUUACAUUUCCUGUUCUCUUCCAAGAUGUUAUAUAUCAGGUUUAUGUUCGUUUGAGACCAUUCUUCAGAGAGUUCCUGGAGCGCAUGUCACAGAUUUAUGAAAUCAUCCUUUUCACUGCCUCUAAGAAGGUAUAUGCAGAUAAACUCCUUAAUAUCCUGGAUCCAAAAAAGCAGUUGGUUAGGCACAGACUUUUUCGUGAACAUUGUGUUUGUGUCCAAGGAAACUACAUAAAGGACCUAAAUAUUCUUGGGAGGGAUCUGUCAAAAACAAUUAUUAUUGACAAUUCACCACAGGCCUUUGCAUACCAGCUUUCCAAUGGGAUUCCUAUAGAGAGCUGGUUUAUGGAUAAAAAUGAUAACGAACUCCUGAAACUGGUUCCAUUUUUGGAGAAACUUGUGGAAUUGAAUGAGGACGUCAGACCUCACAUCAGAGAGCGGUUUCGCUUGCAUGAUUUACUUCCUCCUGACUGAACAUAAAGCCAAAUUAAGCCCUCAGAAAUCCAUCUAAAACAAACAGAAAUACAUUAUGUGAAUCUCUGGAAGGGGAAGAACCCUACAGGACCCCCUGGACUACAAUUAAAAAUAUCGCCAUUACUGUUGAAAUUUGCAAUUUGUAUAUCACAUUGCUUUUCUUAUAUUUGACGUCAAAUACAAAACCAGUCCAGGAUUUACUCAGAGACUUGUUUAGAGACAACUGAAGUAAACAACAACUUAGCAUUCAGUUUACAGGCCUUUGGAAGACAAAUUAGGGGCUGUCAGUUAGAGGUGUUCUAACUUGACAAACGGAGAUUCCAACUGUUUUUUCUUUUGCUGAGAAGAGUUUGUGAUGUUGAAAGGAAAAGAACUAUUCCCUACUUGGUGCUCAACUUUUGUUGCCACUUGGUGACUUUAGACUCUCAUUUCAACAGGAAUGGCCAGUAAAGAUUUGUUUUAUUUUUAUUUUUCUUUGUUCAAAUUUUUAAACUUUUUACCUUUUACUUAUAUUAGACUAGAAUUUCAUUAUGCAUUCCUUUUAGUUGAGACGCUUCUUAGAUUAAUCUGGUUAUAGCCAACAUUUUUUCAUAUGUAUUUGAAUUGGCGUUUUCCUGCUUUGUCUGCCUGCAUAAUGUAUAUUUGUUAAAAUAAAAAAAAUAUUCUAUAGUUUUAGUCCAAGUCAGUUCAAAAAGACAUUAUGUUCCUGUAUUAAAAUAUUUCAGUGUACUUUAAUGUUGUAUAAAAGUUCAUACAGAAGAGAUCAUUGAGAGCAGUUUAAACCAUAGUGAUGGCUUGUAAAUUGGAAGGCAGAGGAAGUUUUCAAACAACCAGUGUGUCAUUGGUUGUAAGUGAAGUUCAGAAGUAUUUCUUAAACUGAAUUUUAAAAUAUAUACAGUAUGUUACCUAUGGGGGGGAUAUUCUCAUUAUCUUGGGCUGCUUUACAGUUUUUCACUCCUGCAUAUUGAGUUUACCCUUAGUUUAAUAGCUAUGUUUUUACAUCACAGAUCUUUCUUGCCAUUAUUAAAGGCUUUUCAUAAAAA
This is a messenger RNA of Polypterus senegalus (gray bichir), 2911 nucleotides long. RefSeq names its product CTD small phosphatase-like protein 2. Gene Ontology annotation, molecular function: phosphoprotein phosphatase activity. Bases 465 to 1868 code for a protein of 467 amino acids. The transcript has 14 exons. The record is from RefSeq and is a predicted model, not a curated record. NCBI's taxonomy places the organism in Eukaryota, Metazoa, Chordata, Cladistia, Polypteriformes, Polypteridae.